AUGAUUUACUCAUUUUUGACCUUUUUAUCAAUCCUUGGCUAUACAAUUGAAGAAACCAAAGUUGAAAAGCCAGCUUUUACAAAUGCUCAAACCUGUCUUAAAGAAGAAAAUACAAAUGGACCAAUUUAUGCCCAAUUAAAUAAAGAAAUCCAGAAUGGGCAUUUUACUAUGUAUGGGAGAGCAGAAAAUCAAGGAAGAGGAGCUUGUGGAUUUGAUAUGAAUAAACCUGAUAUGUCAGCAGCUGUCUCUCAAUCUCUUUUCAAUACCAGCGCUAAUUGGCCAAAAUCUUGUCUGUCUGAUAACCGUACGGUUGCCAAUGACCCUGUUUGUAUGAGUAAAUGUGUUCAGGUUACCUACAAGGGGAAUACUUUGACUGUGCCAAUUAAUAACAUGUGCGGGGGCUGUGCGAUUGAUCACGUCGAUUUCACCGAUCAGGCAUUUCUCUGGCUAGAGCCUGCUGGAGGUACAGUAGGAGAUGCUAAGGGUUUGUAA
Messenger RNA from Meloidogyne enterolobii, 492 nucleotides. Lineage: Eukaryota; Metazoa; Nematoda; Chromadorea; Rhabditida; Meloidogynidae. The record is from the annotation of a GenBank genome assembly.